AAACAAAUGUGCGAAGCAAGUGUUCAGCUGGAAUAAAUGAUUUUCCGAAAGCAGAGAUAAAGAGUAUGACGCCCGUGGCCAACAACUAGCAGCAACUAUGAGGCAGCUAGCGGUAGUGAUGAUUAUUUUAAAUAUAAAUUACGGUCGCCUUCACUGCUCCUACACGAUGGACAUCGACGAGCCGCACACGUACACACCGCCGAAGCACUACUUCCAAACGUCCUCCUUCGAUGAGAACGAGCUGGACGAUGACGUUGUCAAAAACCCGCUCGAUCGGGGUCCGUACUUCGACAUAUCCGCCUCGCGUAACGUCACCGCACUGGUCGGCAACACGGCCUACCUGAACUGUCGCGUCCGAAACCUGGGCAACCGGACGGUGUCCUGGAUCCGGCACCGGGAUCUGCACCUGCUGACGGUGGGAAAGGCCACCUACACCUCGGACCAGCGCUACCAGAGUGUACAUAACGCGCAGCUCGACGACUGGUCGCUGAAGGUCCUUUACCCGCAGCAGCGAGAUUCCGGUGUGUACGAGUGUCAGAUCUCCACGACGCCUCCGGUCGGCUACUCGAUGACGCUGUCCGUCGUUGAACCCCUGACGUCGAUCGUUGGAGGACCGGACCUGUACAUCGACACCGGCUCGACCGUCAAUCUGACCUGCAUCGUGCAGCAUCUGCCCGAACCACCACCACACAUCCAGUGGACGCACAACGGCGAGGAAAUUAAUUACGACUCGCCACGGGGCGGCGUGUCGGUGAUCACGGAGAAGGGCGACAUCACCACCUCCUAUCUGCUGAUCCAGCGCGCCCGAAGCGCCGACUCCGGCAAGUACACGUGCCUGCCGUCGACGGCCAACCCCACCACCGUGCACGUGCACGUGCUGAAUGGUGAACAUCCUGCGGCAAUCCAGCGCGGACUGCAGAUACGCGGCGAGCGGACCCUCCUUACGAUGCUCUUCCUCCUACUGAUGGCGAUAUCAUCCGGAUGGGGACGGCUCGGUGUCCGAUAA
Messenger RNA from Anopheles coustani, 1006 nucleotides. Its product is annotated as zwei Ig domain protein zig-8-like. Bases 98 to 1006 code for a protein of 302 amino acids. Gene Ontology annotation, biological process: synapse organization. The record is from RefSeq and is a predicted model, not a curated record. NCBI's taxonomy places the organism in Eukaryota, Metazoa, Arthropoda, Insecta, Diptera, Culicidae. The transcript is spliced from 8 exons. Gene Ontology annotation, cellular component: neuron projection membrane.